Molecule: messenger RNA, 1350 nt
Organism: Emiliania huxleyi CCMP1516
Lineage: Eukaryota; Haptophyta; Isochrysidales; Noelaerhabdaceae
Exons: 3
Coding region: 1-1350 (449 amino acids)
Source: RefSeq, a predicted model, not a curated record
AUGUCCAGCACCAGCGUCCAGACUGGCUGGACGCCUUCGGGCCACAAGGACCUCGCGGUCCACGUGAACGCGCGGCACGCGGAGCGGCGGCUCGCGGCCGUGCUCGCGCGGUCCACGACGCCGAGAGUGACCGCCGUGCUGGGCCGCUCGCAAGGAAGCGUGCACGUGGAGCUCUCCGGCGUUUGGGGCGAGAAGACGAGCUGUUUUAUAUCCGAGGCGGCCCUCCCAGCCGGCUCCUGCCUCCUCCAAGAUCAAGGCGCCGACUACUGGCUCGAGGUGACCGAGGCUGCGCCGCAACGGGACGGCGCUGCCGAAGGCGCAGCCAUGUGGGGCUAUGCGGCGAGCGGCGCGGCGGCGGGAGCGAACGGGCGCUCGGCCACCACGACGCUCGAGCGGCAGCUCGCCCAGCUCGAGGCGGUGGAGCUGCUCGGGGAGCGCUGCGAUCCGCGCCGCCGCGCCGCCUUCUUGACCUUUGGGGAGCCGCCCGCCGAGGCCCUCGGCGAGCCGGGUCUGGCGCCCGCCUGCGAGCCGCCGCCCGAGAAGGCGGGCAAGUGGGUAAGGCCCGGCUGCGACUGCAUCACGCGCGACGUGCUCGACGGGUACGACCGGCCGCGGCACGCCGACUGCUUUGCGUGGCUCGCCGACCGGCCCCACGCGGUACGCCUCAUGCUCUACGCGCAGCUGAUCCAGCACAUCGUCGAGGUCGACAUCUAUGCACACCUCCGCGCCGAUCAGACCGUCGAGGCGCGGCUGCCGUCGAACGAGGCGGCCGCGCGCCACUUGCACCGGCGGAUGGUCGUCGAGCCGGCCUCCCUUCGCGUUGUGCUCGAGCGGUGGGGCAAGCUCACGUGGCGCGAGUGCAAACAGCUCGACGAUCGGCUGGGCCACUCGCCCCUGAGCGUGGAGGGCUGCGACUUCAGCGCCGCCAACUUCCUCCUCCAGGUCUUUCAGAUCUGCGGCGUCGUCGAGCCGGCGGACACGCGCGGCGACUGCCCGAUUUGCUUCGCGGAAUACAUACCGCACCUGUACGGCGUGCCAUUCCGCAAGCAGGAGGAGGCCCUCUUUGCGAGCCUCGAGCCGUGCGGCCACUCGGUGUGCAUGCAGUGCAAGGACCGACUCGCCUUUCACUUGCGGGCACCGCCGCCGCGCCCAGGCAGCCCCUUCAACAGCUUCGACAAUCUCAUCGCCGAGGAACUGGGCGAGGAUACGGACGAGACGGGCACCCCCUACGGCUACGCCCCAGGCGGCGAGCGCGUGUACACAUGCCCGCUCUGCCAGAAGGAGCUCGACGGCUGGGCGCCCUUUGUAGACAGGGGCGGCACCUGCCAAUUUGUAGAGGCGCGCCCGUGA